ACUGAUGCAAUGAUGCAGCGCACUAAGUCGGGAACCCGUCAGGACAUCCACCCGGAGUCAACGUCCACGCUGCUGUCCAGAGUAUUGAAACAACAUCUCUCUGUCAGGGACAUGGCCUGAGACGACUUCGGAUGGUUAUCCAACACGCCCGCUGCUCUAGGCAACCAGAUCCACGAUCCAGGAUGGCAGAAUCCAUUGUCUCACUUGGCGGAUAGCAGAGGUUGCAUAAUUCCGUGCUUCCAGAACGCGAAAUUUGAGAGAGAUGGCCGAGCAAGCAGUUGCCACAGUGUUGCACAGGGUAGGAGCCACUGUGAUUCAGGAGGCUGCUUCUCUGAGCGAGGUUCCUGGCAAGGUGGAGGCUCUCAAGUCCGAGCUCAAGCGCAUGCAGUGCUUCCUCAGAGAUACCGAUACGAGGAUGGAGAGAGGCGAAAUGGUGAACCACCUGGUGUCCGAGGUCAGGGAUGUAGCUUACAAGGUUGAGAUCAUAAUUGACAUGGCGAAUAUCUUGGCGAGGGAGAGCAACAGAAAACGGUCCUUCAUGGGUGCCAUAUCAAAGGGUGCUCAGUACCCCUUCCACUGGAUGCAUCUGUACAUUAUAGGAAAAAGGAUUGAUAGAGUUAUGGCAAGAGUGCGUACAAUCUUCCAAGAUUUCAUAAAAUAUAGCAUUGUUAGUACUAAUCUGAAUGAGACGAGAUAUAGUAUGGAUGAGAACGAAAGCUUGCGCGCUAGGAGGCUGACACUUCCUGACUUCGAGGAUGAGGUCGAUGUCAUUGGCUUUGAUAGUCAAAUCGACCAAAUUAAGGAUGAACUGCUUGACUCGGAGAAUAAGGAUCUCACCGUCAUCUCACUUGUUGGUCCAGGAGGAGCAGGAAAAUCAACCAUUGCCAAGAAGGUCUACAAUCUCGUCUCAAAAAAACAUUUCAACUCGUGUGUAUGGAUAUGUAUCUCACAACAAUUUACAGCCUAUGGUGCACUAAAGGAUAUCGCUAAAGGGGCCAUGGGUACUCAAGAUUUCGAAGAAAUAGGAGAAAUGAAAGAGAUAGAAAUUAUAAAGAAGAUAUCCAGUUUUCUAAAGGAUAAAAGAUACCUUGUAGUUUUAGAUGACGUAUGGAGAAAAGAGGAUUGGGAUAUGAUCCAAGCCACCUUUCCCGAUGUAAAAAAUGGAAGCAGAAUAGUUAUAACAACUCGCAAUUCAGCAGUUUCCAAUCAUCCCAAUACAAGAAAAAUAAUCCAUGCGGUAAAGCUCCUCAACAACGAGGAAAGUAUCGAGUUGUUCAACAGGAAGGCAUUCCCUUACUAUGUUGCCGAUGGAAGAAAUGAUCUGGAUAGCUUCAGAGAACUAGGCAAGAUACUUGCGUUCAAGUGUAAUGGCUUGCCUCUUGCAAUUGUAGUGAUAGCAGGCUUCCUUUCAAAGAAUCUAAAAAUUACCGAGUGGAGAAGAAUGGUUACUAGCAUAAAUUGGGAUGUAAUGAAGAAUGAAGGUGACAUCAGAGCCAUACUGGACCUAAGUUACUAUGAUCUGUCAACUAAUCUGAAGGCAUGCUUUUUGUACAUCACAUCAUUCCCGGAAGACUAUGCGGUCCCGGUUGGCCUACUUACAAAUUUAUGGAUUUCAGAGGGUUUUAUACCAAAUGUUCGUGGAUGCUCCCUUGAAGAAACAGCAAUCGGUUAUGUGGAAGAACUGGCACAGCGUUGUAUGAUCCUAAUUGAAAAGAGCAGCUCCAAGUGCAUCAAGACCAUAAAAGUGCAUGAUGUGUUGCGUGACUGGGGAAUUGGGCGAGCUCGAAGAGAAGGGUUCUUUAAAGACUGCAGUUCCAGCAAUGAAGUGGAUACGUCAUAUUCUGAUGAAAUGAGAGCUUACAGAGUGGUUCUCCAUGACUCUGUUUGCGUAAGAGUUGGUGUCGUAAUACCAAAUCUGCACACCUUGCUGAUCCACAAUGCAGCUCAAUUAGAAUGGAAAGCUUUCCCUUCUAAGGGACUACAUUACUUGAGGGUGCUCUACUUUGAUGGCAUGAGAGCAAGAUGGCAUCUUCCUAGAGAGAUCGGCCAUAUGGUACAUCUGAGGUAUCUUGGCUUGAAAGGUGGCACAUAUGUACUUCCUGCUUCUGUCAGUAAUCUCGCAAACCUGCAUACUUUUGAUGCGAGAGAUGCCACAAUGGAAGCACUUCCUAUUUCUCUCUUGAGCAUUUUGACAUUGAAGUAUGUCCAUAUCUACAAAGUCAAGUCAUGGUCCAUGCAGAACAUUACCAUGCAAAGCAACCUGAAAUCUCUUUUCAUAUUCCUGUCGUCCAACAUGCCAAAGCAAUGGGAAGCAGUGAUUGGUAGAAUGGAAGGAAAUCCGUCCCGGUGUUUUGGGAAGCACUACGAGAUUAUCAAACAGUUGGAAAUGAUUGGGGCAUGUGAGGACAGGUUUGGUGUGCCCAACGACCUACAACUUCCUGAUCUGUUUCUCCUCCCGCACAACCUGAGAUGGCUGAAAAUUAGCUGUCCUAAUUUGCUGAAUGAUGAAGACCCCAUGCCAACACUUGGGAGCUGGCUAACGGUCCUGAAUGUGUUAGAAAUAGGGGUCAAGUCCUAUACUGGUGCAACCAUGACCUGCCCUUCUGGUGGAUUUCCAAAUCUCUACAAUUUGGUACUCCACGAUCUAGAUAUCGAGGAGUGGAUAUUGGAGGAUGGUGCAAUGCCGAAGCUCAGAAUACUAACUCUCUGCAAGUGCACCAAGCUGAAGGCACUUCCACAAGGAUUGCAACAACUGAAGGAACUUAAGAAGGUGAAAGUGAUAGCGAUGCCCGAGUUGGAUCAAGUACAAUGCUACCUACUCCAUAGGGCAGGACGCGAGGUCAUCAUCAGGUCAAGUGAGGAGGAUUUUGAGCAAGUACAGAUCCCAAAGGAUGACAGGUAACAAGCUGGCAUCCAUGAAAAAUGGGGGGCUUGAGUAAUUUAACUUUGCUCCUAUCUUACACGCUGGGAAGAAUAAAUAUCCUUCCAGAAGGUGCAGAGGUUUCUCCCAUGAGCUACUGGCCUGAUACCGGCAAAUUGUGAAUUGUGCUUAAGGAUUUGUUUCACUACUAUUUGUUACAUACUUAUAUAACCGUGAACACAAUAUUUCAUAUGUAAAUUUUAUUAAAUAUAUAUACCGAGGAACUCUGAUGUACAUGA
Molecule: messenger RNA, 3159 nt
Organism: Lolium rigidum
Lineage: Eukaryota; Viridiplantae; Streptophyta; Magnoliopsida; Poales; Poaceae
Product: probable disease resistance RPP8-like protein 2
Exons: 3
Coding region: 263-2902 (879 amino acids)
Biological process (GO): defense response to other organism
Molecular function (GO): ADP binding; ATP hydrolysis activity
Source: RefSeq, a predicted model, not a curated record